CGGACAAACAUAAGUUUGGGAAUAUGAUACAAAACUCGAUGAUGCGCAGUGGUUCUUGUUUACUAGCGUUACCAUGGAAACGGCCAGUUUGCUGAUCGCCAGUGUCGUAGUUAGAAGUGCAUUACGUAUCGCAGAGAGUGUUUAACUUAGUAUUGGUUUGAUCGUGUUGGAUAUUUUAUUAAUAGUUUUUAGCUUAGUGUUUGGUAUAUUAGUAGUAGUAGUUAGUGUAUUAUUAAGACAUUUAGUGUAUCUCUAGUGCGUUAAGUUAAGUCAUUAGUUAUUUAACAAUAUGCGUCCUAAAAAAAUAGGAAUCAAAGGGCUGGGAUUGAAUAGCCAAGCAAAGGCAAUCAUUUAUAAUGUUACUACAUUUAUGGAACAAGAGGCAGCACAUUUCAAAACAACCGAAAACCUGUUAAUACCUUUAAGUAAAUUGACGGAUAGGAUUCUAGCAGCGACGGGUAUAAGCAAAAACACCUUAACCAAAAUAAGAAAAGAAGGUAGAGACGUAAAUAAAAAUGGAGCGACUAGUUUAUCUUUUAAAAGUCCAAAAAGAAAACGUUGUCGUUCCAAAAAAAUUGAAUUGAGCAGUGGACAAGUGAAAACCAUCAAAAAUAUUAUAUACGACUUCUACACCAUCGAGAAAAGAUCCCCUACAAUUAAUGGUAUCUAUCAAAAACUAAAGAACAAACAAAUGGAAUUUCCAGGGUCAAAGGAAACAUUAAGGAAAACGAUAAUUAAAUUAGGCUUUAGGUAACAUAGUAAAAGUAAUUAUUCAGCUUAAAAAAUAAAAUUGUAUAAUGGAUAAUGUAUUUCAAAUUGAUAUUUUGUUUGCAUCGUUUUAGUUCAACUUUCUACAAUUUACAGUUAUGAAGAAUGUUUUUUCAAAAGUACCAAGUAUUUAUAAUCGAUAAUUUGUUUAGAUUUCGAUUUCCGAAAAACUGUAAACAAAAAAUAAAUCUCUCCAAGGUUACAUACGAUUCUACAUAAUUUUUAUUUUUCUCAAAUGAAUUGUUCUCACGUCUGUAUGUUUUAAUACAUUUAAAAUUUAAACCAUCAUACUUUUGAAGAUAUUUUUCAAAUUAUCUCGAACAAAUUACAGGUGGAGAAAAACCGAAGAUGAUAGGAGUGUCCUAAUGGAAAGUUAUGACAUUCGUUGAAAACGAACAGAGUAUUUAAAGCAGCUGAUUAAAUUUCGAUCUGAGGGUAGAAACAUAAUUUAUACUGAUGAAACUUAUAUACACAGCAGCCAUACUCCACCAUAUUACUGGGGAGAUCAAAGUGGAAAAACGUUCAAGAAACCAAUUUCUAAGGGCAAAAGGCUGAUUAUUGUUCAUGCUGGAGGAGAGACUGGAUUUGUACCUAACGCUCUGUUAAUUUUUAAAUCAGGAUCCAAGAGUGGUGACUAUCAUGACGAUAUGAACCACCUUAAUUUUAUGAAGUGGGUCAGAAGUCAGCUCUUACCCAACUUACCCAAAAAUUCGGUCCUGGUAGUUGACAAUGCAUCCUACCAUAAUGUAACAAUGGAAAAAAAUGUGACGUCUGCCAGCCGUAAGGAUAUUAUGGUAAAGUGGUUACAGGAAAAAAGCAUCCUUUUUCCAGUAAACGUAACCAAGCCGGAAUUGUACAAAAUUAUAAAAGUCCAUAAACCACGUUUUCCACCUGUUUAUGUAUUAGAUCAUGAGCUUGAACAACACGGGCACAAAGUACUUCGCUUGCCUCCCUAUCAUCCGGAGUUAAACCAUAUAGAAAAAAUAUGGGCUUUGGUAAAAGGUAGGGUGGCCAGUCAUAAUACAACAUGCAACAUAAACGAUGUUGAAAAUAUAACGAAAAAAAAAUUUUCAGAAGUGUUAAUACAAAAAUGGGCUAGCAUAUGUAAACACGUAAACAAAUAUGAAGACACCCUAAUAAAAAAAGAGCAUUUGUUAGACGCUACGCUGGAAAACCUAAAAUUUUUUAUUAAUACUGGUUGGUUCAUCAGAAGAAAGCUUUUCUGAGGAUGAGGACAGUGAUUCAAAUUCCGGAAUAGAUAUCUUAGAACCAUCCGAAGAAUCGUAAUUAAAACUUUGUUUAGAAUCAUUGUUUAGAAAAUAAAUACAUUAGAAUUAGUACAAAUAAA
Molecule: messenger RNA, 2116 nt
Organism: Diabrotica virgifera virgifera (western corn rootworm)
Lineage: Eukaryota; Metazoa; Arthropoda; Insecta; Coleoptera; Chrysomelidae
Exons: 4
Coding region: 290-754 (154 amino acids)
Source: RefSeq, a predicted model, not a curated record